Molecule: messenger RNA, 2783 nt
Organism: Bolinopsis microptera
Lineage: Eukaryota; Metazoa; Ctenophora; Tentaculata; Lobata; Bolinopsidae
Exons: 16
Coding region: 1063-2574 (503 amino acids)
Source: RefSeq, a predicted model, not a curated record
GUGAGAAGAUCAUGAGACUGAAAUAGUACAUCACAAUUCACAAAGGUACAAAACAAUGUCGAGGAACUGUGAGAUGGAACAGAAGCAUCAUCUGACGUUAUCAGUGGGGGUCUGAUGUGAGCUGCUCCUUCAACAAUGGAAACUCUUUUCAUAGGUCGGGCAUUGGUCAGCCAUUGUUCCUUUGUACAAAGAUACUAGCCAGCUAGCCUGACCCACGUCAACUUUUAUAAAGGUACGUUUUAUGUGCAAUUGUUUUCUGAAUAUCCGGUUAAAAAGAUAGAUCUCAGAAGUCAGAAUAGAAAGUUAGUUGAAGUUUGUUUAAUUCAAGUUUGUUAGAGAUGUUACUUUUGUUGGCAUUUGUGGGCAUCACAGCCGGAGAGUUAGUCAACAUCGCCGAUAAGGGGUCGAUAAGUGCGACAUCUACAGGAUGGGGCGGAGUUGCCAGUCGAGCUAUAGACGGUAGAACUGAUGGCCAGUGGGGCAGAGGGUCCUGCUACCACUCCUCACAAGCAAAAGGAGGCAAGCUGACUCUGUCAUUACAUGGGGAGGAGUUGGGGGCUACAUGGCCGGUUCAGAGCAUCAGUGUCUUCAACAGACUGGAUCUCUGCUGUGACCAGCGAAUUCAGGGCGUAGAAGUGUGGCUGGAUGAGCACAUGUGUGGAGCACUUACCUUCGUGGAGGGGCAGCACGAGUAUACAGUAGACUGUGAAGGGAAGAUGGGCAGUACUGUUACUGUUCACCAUCCUACUCAGUACCUACAAGUGUGUGAACUGAGAGUCUUUGUCGACGACUCCUACAAGCCGGACAUACCGAAUUAUGUGAAUGUAGCCAAGGAGGGUGAAGCUACAACAACUAGUGUAGGUUGGGGAGGUGUAGCCAGCAGGGUUAAAGACGGCAACACAAACGGCUAUUGGAGUGGAGGAUCGUGCUCGCACUCAGGUAACGCUGGGAACAACAGAGUAACAGUCACCCUGCCUUACUCUGAUAUUGGUAUCAAGUAUCCCGUCUCCGCAGUUAGAGUUUACAACAGAUUAGACACUUGUUGUGAUCAGAGAAUCGACAAUGUUCAAGUAUUUGCCGACGACCAUAUGUGCGGACAGAUCAAGUUCGAGGAGGGAAAGAAAGCGUACAUGGUCGACUGUGGCAACAAGACUGCUGGUGAGGUUUCAGUACGAUUGUCUGCAGGGUGGCUCCAAGUUUGCGAACUUGAAGUUCUCGUUUUUGGAGGAGAACAUUCCAACUGACAUCCCCAAGUUUAUCAACGUGGCAGUAAACGGCACAGCAUCUUCCUCUUCAAUGGGAUGGGGAGGUGUUGCCAGCAGAGUAAUAGAUGGAAACAGAAACGGAAUGUGGGGCGGACAAUCGUGCCAGCAUUCAGCUGGAAAUGGAGGACAACAUUCAGUUUCAGUAACACUACCAGCUGGAGAUUUAGGAGUCAAGUACCCCAUCUCCUUUAUUAGCAUCUACAACAGGCUGGACGCUUGUUGUGAUCAGAAAAUCAACGGGGCGAUGGUGUUUGCUGAUGAGCACCAAUGUGGACAAGUCCAGUUCCAGGAGGGUAAACAAUCCUAUAAGUUCGAUUGUGGAGAGUUUGCAGCUGGUCAAGUUUCUGUUAGACUCAGUAGCGGACAAUCUCUACACGUGUGUGAAAUAGAGGUGCUAGUUUUGGAGGAGAACAUUCCAACUGACAUUCCUAAGUUUAUCAACGUGGCAGCCGAUGGUACAGCAUCUUCCUCUUCAAUGGGAUGGGGAGGUGUUGCCAGCAGAGUAAUAGAUGGAAACAGAAACGGCAUGUGGGGCGGACAAUCGUGCCAGCAUUCAGCUGGAAAUGGAGGACAACAUUCAGUUUCAGUAACUCUACCAGCUGGAGAUUUCGGAGUCAAGUACCCCAUCUCCUUUAUUAGCAUCUACAACAGGCUGGACGCUUGUUGUGAUCAGAAAAUCAACGGGGCGAUGGUGUUUGCUGACGAGCACCAAUGUGGACAAAUCCAGUUCCAGGAGGGUAAACAACCUUACCAGUUUAACUGUGGAAACUUCUCGGCAGGUUCAGUCUCUGUCAAACUCAGUAGCGGACAAUCUCUGCACGUGUGCGAGAUAGAGGUGCUAGUUUUGGAAGAGAACAUGCCAAAGAACAUCCCAGUAUUCUCUAACGUAGCUCAGGGUAGACCUGCUUCUCAGAGUUCUGUAGGGUGGGGAGGCGUUGCAAGUCGUGCUGUGGAUGGUAACACCAACAAGCAAUGGCCCGGCCAAUCCUGUACCCAUUCUUCUCAAGCGACUGGUAACUGGUGGACAGUGCAGCUUGAUCAAGAGGAGUACAUUCAGAGCAUCAAGAUCCACAACAGACUGGACUGCUGCUCCAACAGAAUUAACGGUGCCAAGGUGUGGGUAGGUAUAGGAUCAGAAUGGGAGCUGUGUGGGGAAGUGAACUACGACGGAUCCCCUGUCUUUGUGAUUCCGUGUAACAAGUACGGGAACGGUGUUAAGAUAACAAAUGAUAACAGUUAUCUUACUCUUUGUGAGGUUGAGGUUAUGGUGCCAGAGGAGGUCCCUUCGGAAGUGAUCGAUGAAGAAUAGACAUUAGUGUUCAGUGAUCACGUCAUAGUAGUAGUGUGUCUAGAAACAUCAGUUCUUUUUGUCGUUUUAUUUAUUAAAAUUUAAUUAUUCGAGUAAAAUCUUCUUCUUCUUACUUCCUUACAUAUGGCAUUUUCGAGUCGUUUUAAUGUGUAAAAUUGAUGUAAAUACCAUUACCCUGUUUGUAUGUACAUUGGCUUCGCAUUUAUUUC